AUGAGGGCCUUUCUAUCCAUUCCAACCUUGCUCCUUGCGGCCUUCAUACGUGAAGCCAGUUCGUCUGCACAUACACAUACUAAGCGGGACUCGUGUGUGGGGUUUGCCUCUAUCCCCGCGGGACCUUACACCCUUUAUCAGAACCUCUGGGGUCAGGGCAGCGCUACAUCUGGAUGGCAAUGCACUGGCUUGGAUUACCAGGGUGGAGAUGUAGUAACGUGGCACACCACCUGGGACUGGCAAGGAGGCCGAACCGACGUGAAAUCUUACUCAAAUAUUGAUUACACUUUCAAUCCACGGCAACUGAGUUCUAUUUCACGUAUCCCAACCACCUGGAAAUGGAGUUACACUGGCUCAAAUGUCGUUGCCGAUGUUUCUUAUGAUAUGUUCACCAGCUACUCUCCUAGCGGGUCCUCGGCAUACGAGAUCAUGAUCUGGCUAGGUGCCUUGGGUGGUGCAGGCCCAAUAAGCCACACCGGUUCACCAAUCACUACAGUCACGAUUGCUGGUAUUUCAUGGGAUCUCUUCGAAGGCCCGAAUGGAGCCACCACCGUUUUCAGCUUCGUCGCUCACGGCGAGCAGACUUCAUUUAAUGCCGACCUCCUUGAUUUCUUGCAAUAUUUGAUUCAAAGCCAGGGUUUGCCCUCGACUCAGUAUCUAAGUGGCAUUGGCGCUGGAACUGAGCCGUUCGACGGAUCCAACGCCCAGUUCACAACAGGCGAGUACGUCAUUACAAUCACCUAA
This is a messenger RNA of Penicillium daleae, 744 nucleotides long. RefSeq lists its product as uncharacterized. Gene Ontology annotation, molecular function: cellulase activity. Bases 1 to 744 code for a protein of 247 amino acids. Gene Ontology annotation, biological process: polysaccharide catabolic process. The transcript has 2 exons. The record is from RefSeq and is a predicted model, not a curated record. NCBI's taxonomy places the organism in Eukaryota, Fungi, Ascomycota, Eurotiomycetes, Eurotiales, Aspergillaceae.